AUGUACGGACUCAUUGAUCUCUUUCUGACUUUCAGCGUUCUCGCGGGACCAGCGUUGGGGUCUCCGAAGAGCACUCGUACAAUUGAGCCAUGGCCGGAGGAGAUUUCGCACCUCGCAUUCAACGAAUCUUGGCCUCAGUUUGUCGAAAAGACCACCCGGUGGUCUACCUUCGAGGCCCCAACCUUCAACGAAGUCUUCCUCCCAGAGACGAUUGAACAACUCUCACAAGGCCUUGGAUAUCUCUCAAGAACCGAAAAGACCUGGCUCGCUAAGUCCGGUGGACAUGGAUACUCCCCAACUCUCGGCGUCAUUCAGGAGGCUGUCAUGAUUAACAUGGAGAAUUUCGACAACGUCAUCAUGAAUCAAGACAAUACAGUCACCGUGGGUUCUGGCACGAAAUUCCGGGAUCUGGUCAGCGCUGUUGGUACUGCUGGAAGGGAACUCACUGUGGGGGCCUGCCCUUGCGUUGGCGUCAUGGGUGCUACUCUGGGCGGUGGACUUGGUCGACUUCAAGGUCUCUACGGCUUGACAAGUGAUGCCCUACAAUCCGCCCACGUAGUUCUCUGGAACGGCACAGUUGUCGAGGCGUCAGAGAAUUCCAAUCCUGAUCUGUUCUGGGGUCUGAGAGGAGCUGGUCACAACUUUGGCAUUGUUGUGGAUGCGACAUUUGCCACUUGGCCGGCUGCCAACGACGGCUUGCAGUACAACGUCGACAUGAUCAUUGCCAGAGAUCACUUGGAGGAUAUGUUGAAAGUUACGAACAAUUUGCUGAAUGAGGAGUUGGAUCCUGCCUUCGCCAUAAUGAUUGCCUAUGGUUCCGACCCUCGAUCACUCGACGAAAACCCAGCGGCGAACAACAGCGUUGUAUUUAUCGAAACAAUCGGUCAGCAAGGCGUCGACGCACUCUAUGACAACUACUCGGCGUUUCCUCAUCGGAAGUCAUUCGCUAACGCAGUUGUUUUCUCCAUGAGAUACUUCGAUGACCGGGUCGCGGAAGCUGCGAACGCUUGGGGUUUGCGAUGGCGUAAUGAGGUCGCCGAGCCGGAGAUUUCGGGUUAUGAGGAGACGCAUAUUUACCAGAACUAUGCCCACGGAGAUGAACCGAAGUCGGCUGUUUAUGGGUACGCGGAGUGGCGACACGAACGUCUCAGCGCCCUUAAGACGUCCUACGAUCCGCACAGCCAUUUCAACGGCUACCACAACGUGCCGUCGAAACUCGCAGACUGGAAUUAA
Colletotrichum chrysophilum is the source of this 1233-nucleotide messenger RNA. RefSeq lists its product as uncharacterized. The coding region runs from base 1 to 1233 and encodes 410 amino acids. The transcript is spliced from 4 exons. Gene Ontology annotation, molecular function: FAD binding; oxidoreductase activity. The record is from RefSeq and is a predicted model, not a curated record. NCBI's taxonomy places the organism in Eukaryota, Fungi, Ascomycota, Sordariomycetes, Glomerellales, Glomerellaceae.